Messenger RNA from Pochonia chlamydosporia 170, 249 nucleotides. RefSeq lists its product as hypothetical. Bases 1 to 249 code for a protein of 82 amino acids. The transcript has a single exon. The record is from RefSeq and is a predicted model, not a curated record. NCBI's taxonomy places the organism in Eukaryota, Fungi, Ascomycota, Sordariomycetes, Hypocreales, Clavicipitaceae.
AUGCAGAUUGACUUGUUUGAGGGAAUGAACGCUGCUAUAAUUCGGGCAGCCUUGUGUACACAGCAUGCAGCAUGCUUAGUCGGGUCGGGAGACAACAAGGCUACCGCGGAGUCAUGCCUGGGCCGAGGGAAGGCAGCUUGGCGGCAAGUCCAGGGAAAAGGGGGAAAGUCUGGGAUACAGGCCGCAAACCGAAGAUGGUUGUAUCACCAGGCUCGCCUAGCCGGAGUAAUUUGUCGACCUUGGAGUUGA